UGGCAGCGGGAACCCUGCAUUCUGCAGCGGCCCUGGGUGCAGCCGAGCGCGAACAUGGCAGGCGCCCGGCUCCUGGCAGCGGUCCUCGUCCUGGGUCUGUGCGCCAUGGCGGGGGCCGGGAAACCUUCCCCCUGCCAGUGCUCCAGGAUGAACCCCGACAGCAGGAAGAACUGCGGCUUCCCGGGCAUCACCAGUGACCAGUGCUUCGCCGCCGGCUGCUGCUUCGACACCACCGUCCCGGGGGUGCCCUGGUGCUUCACCCCCCUCCCCAUGCAAGACAAAGAGGAGUGCGUCAUGGAAGUGUCGGCCCGCGUGAACUGUGGCUACCCGGGCAUCAGCCCCGAGGACUGCGCGUCUCGAAAGUGCUGCUUCUCCGACACCAUCCCUGAAGUGCCCUGGUGCUUCUUCCCAAAGCCCGUGCAAGACUGUCACUAUUAAGAGGCAGUGGCUUCAGAGGACCCGCCGGCUCCUGCAUGUUCUGAAACAACGAGAGGACUCACCAGCUCGUCCGUUUCCUGUUCUGUGUUUCCUGAAUGCCUGGGUUUUCUUCGUCGCUUUUUACCUGGUUCAGUGGGUUCACAUUCAGUGUCUUCAAAUAAAGGAAACCCUUAACAUCUG
Messenger RNA from Myotis lucifugus (little brown bat), 618 nucleotides. It is a transcript of the gene TFF2, whose product is annotated as trefoil factor 2. Bases 55 to 438 code for a protein of 127 amino acids. The record is from RefSeq and is a predicted model, not a curated record. Gene Ontology annotation, biological process: chemokine-mediated signaling pathway; maintenance of gastrointestinal epithelium; negative regulation of gastric acid secretion. The transcript has 4 exons. Lineage: Eukaryota; Metazoa; Chordata; Mammalia; Chiroptera; Vespertilionidae. Gene Ontology annotation, molecular function: CXCR4 chemokine receptor binding.